Molecule: messenger RNA, 324 nt
Organism: Castor canadensis (American beaver)
Lineage: Eukaryota; Metazoa; Chordata; Mammalia; Rodentia; Castoridae
Gene: Ghrh
Product: growth hormone releasing hormone
Biological process (GO): regulation of protein localization; growth hormone secretion; adenylate cyclase-activating G protein-coupled receptor signaling pathway
Cellular component (GO): extracellular region; terminal bouton; perikaryon
Molecular function (GO): growth hormone-releasing hormone activity; growth hormone-releasing hormone receptor binding; neuropeptide hormone activity
Source: RefSeq, a predicted model, not a curated record
AUGCCACUCUGGGUGUUUUUCUUUGUGAUCCUCACUCUCACCAGUGGUUCCCAUUGCUCGCCACCCCCUUCCCUGCCCCUCAGGAUGCGACGCUAUGCAGAUGCCAUCUUCACCAACAGCUACCGGAAGGUGCUGGGCCAGCUGUCUGCCCGAAGGCUGCUCCAGGACAUCAUGAGCAGGCAGCAGGGAGAGAGGAACCAGGAGCAAGGAGCAAAAGUGCGGCUCGGCCGACAGGUGGACAGCAUGUGGGCAGCAAAGCAGAUGUCAUUGGAGAGCAUCCUGGUGGCUCUGCUGCAGAAGCACAGCAGGAAUUCUCAAGGAUGA